AUUCUCUCAUGCUAUAUUGUCAGGAGUUGAAAAACAAGGCUUCUUCAAUUAUUUCAUAUACAAAUUUAGGAUGGUAAUAAACAGGAAUAAUAUGUGAUUGUCUCUAAGAUAGAUAUGAGAUUGAAAUUAAAUAUUCUAAGGCAAUAGAAAAAUUAGCAACAAAAUUAGCACCAAUAAAUGAAUUUUUUAGUGCUUCCUUUGGAAUAAGAGCAUAAUUAUCAUCUCAAUUUGCUGAAGAAAUAAAAGGAGAAAUUGAUUUAAUUAAAUAGCUUAUUGCUUAAUAAAAAGCAACUCAAUAUAUAGAUUAUAUAAAAUUGUGGGAUAGUUAAUUAUAAUCAAUAAAAUCAAAUUUUAAAGCAGCAGAAGGAUUUUUAAAAAAUAAAAAAAGAGAAUAUGAAAUUGAGGGAACAUUAGAAAUUGCAUUUUCAGUUUGUUAAUAAGAGAAACUUGAAAAAUAAAGAAAUAAGUAUUAUUAAAUAUUAAUAAUAUAGAGCUCUUGUAUGUAAAAAAGAAUAUUAAUAAGCUAAAGGAAAUUAUUUAGAAUUAAAAUAAGAAAUGGAAGAGGUUUUGAAAGAGUAAGAAGUUGAAGUUACAUUAGACUAAAUUUAAUAAUUAAAUUUAUAAAGGCUGAAUGCAGUCAAAGAUUGUAUUCUAAAAAUAUUUGUAUAUGAGUCUUCUAUUGCAAAAAAUCAUUUAUAUGAUUUAGAAAAGAUGUCUGAAGUAAUUUAUAAUUACAAUAAUUAGAGAUUACAUGAUUAAGAUUAAAAUUAAUUUAUUGAAGAAUUUAUUAAAAAAAAUAAAUAAUAGGAAAUAAAUUCUGUUGAAUUGGAAUCAUUUCUUACUAAAUUAUUAGAUAGUUAAGGUUAAUAAUAAAUAUAUACAACUAAUAUCUAUCCUAUAGGACCUGAAAGGACAGAAGAAUAAAUUUAAUAAGCUACAUAGGAGAUAUAAUAAUCACCUUAAAAGUAGGAAGAAUUUUUAAAUUUUUUAUCUUAAAAGUUCAAUUCAAGUACCUUUUAAUUAUCUCUAUAAGAGUUUAUUUAAUGUACAACUAUAUCUAUAGGAAUCUUGGAUUAAGUAAUUAUUCCUUUUUAAUAAUUAAGUGUUAUGAAAAUAAGAAUGCCGUAUUGGCUUAAUAGUUACUAUAAUUUAGUUUUGGACUAUUCACUAAAGAUAAGUAAACAAGAUAUAUGUAGGACAUGCUAGUGAAUCAUUAAAUUUGGUAGUAUCGUGAUUAUUGGGAAGCUGUUAUCAUAAACUAAAUAUCUAAGGUAAAAAAAGGAACCAAAGAAAAUAUCAAUACAAGCAUUCUUAUUAUUCUAACAUAAGUAGCAUAACAUAUGUUGAUGUUCAAAUUAUCGCCAGAUUUAGUUAGAGAUAUUGUUUAAAAGUUUUCUUAAUUUUUUAAAUUGAACAAAGAAAUAGCAGAGGAUCUAAUUGUAAAAUAUUAAAUUAUUAUAAUUAGUAAGCUAUUAACAGCUAAGUUUGA
Paramecium sonneborni is the source of this 1489-nucleotide messenger RNA. The record is from the annotation of a GenBank genome assembly. NCBI's taxonomy places the organism in Eukaryota, Ciliophora, Oligohymenophorea, Peniculida, Parameciidae.